GCAGGACGUGAGAGAAGACGGCACUCAUCCGUUCUCUGGAUCUGUCUGCCUUGCUGCUGUCCCCGUCAGUAACACCUCGCGCUUGAAGACAAGGAGGAAAUACGCAGACUUCAGACAUGAAGACAUCAGCAGUUAUUGUGAUGGCUGUUCUUCUCACCGUUGGCUCUUCACUGCCAGUAGAGCAGGAGGCAGUUCGUGAGCCGCGCUCGCCUUUGCCUCGCCACCAUCACCUCCACCUCCAUCACCACCACCACCACCAUCACCACCACCACAACAACCCGCACGGCGACGUGUCGGUGGGCGUUUCCCAGCAGCCGGGCGUGGGCACCUUGGUGGGCGUCAGCGGCCACGGCUCGUGGACCAGCGGCGACGGCCACACGCACGUGAACGCGGGCGGCAGCUGGGACCGCGUCUUCCACGGGCCCGGAGCCACGCACCCGCACGUGUCCGGCGGCAUCUCCAUCACGCACGAGUUCGGAAGGCGCCGCUAG
This is a messenger RNA of Schistocerca gregaria, 491 nucleotides long. RefSeq names its product transcription cofactor vestigial-like protein 3. The transcript is spliced from 3 exons. The coding region runs from base 117 to 491 and encodes 124 amino acids. Lineage: Eukaryota; Metazoa; Arthropoda; Insecta; Orthoptera; Acrididae. The record is from RefSeq and is a predicted model, not a curated record.